Molecule: messenger RNA, 1283 nt
Organism: Rhinichthys klamathensis goyatoka
Lineage: Eukaryota; Metazoa; Chordata; Actinopteri; Cypriniformes; Leuciscidae
Product: calpain-1 catalytic subunit-like
Exons: 10
Coding region: 1-1149 (382 amino acids)
Biological process (GO): proteolysis
Cellular component (GO): cytoplasm
Molecular function (GO): calcium-dependent cysteine-type endopeptidase activity
Source: RefSeq, a predicted model, not a curated record
AUGCCUCCCCCAGGGUGCCACCACAACCCAAAUGAAGAUGCUGUGAAUUCUCCUACCAGUCCUUUGAACUUCCUGGAUCAGAACUACCAAGAGCUUCUCCAGAACUGUCUCACUGAAAACACACUAUACAACGAUGAGUUGUUUCCUCCAGACAACAGCUCCAUUGGCUUGUUUGAUGUUGAUCCGCCUGAUAUGUCCCAAGCUGUGUGGCCAUUCGAAUUGGUGUCAGACCCUAAUUUAAUUGUAGACGGCGUGUCCAGGUUUGAUUAUGCACAGGGGAGUGUAUUAGGAAACUGUUGGUUUUUGGCUUCAAUUGGGGCUCUGACUUUUGAGAAGGAUAUCAUGAAACAGGUCAUGCCAGCUGAAAAAUCAUUCACCAAGGAUUAUGCUGGGAUAUUUCACUUCAGGUUUUGGCGAUUUGGGAAAUGGAUUGAUGUUGUUAUUGAUGACCAACUUCCAACUAUUGAUGACGAACUACUUUUUGUCUGUUCAAAAAUGUCUAAUGAAUUUUGGCCUGCCUUACUGGAGAAAGCAUAUGCAAAGGUGUGCGGGUCCUAUGCUGACUUGAAUGCUGGUUUCAUAUCUGAGGCCCUGAUGGACUUCACUGGUGGGACGCAUAUGUAUUAUGAACUGAAUACAGCUCCUGCUGAUUUGUGGAACAUCAUGGAAUGUGCAUUCACGUCAAAAACGCUUAUAGGUUGCUCCUCUAAUACAGUGACAACACCUGAAGAAAACGAGAUACUUUGUGGCAUAGUUGCGGAACAUACUUACACUGUGACAGGAGUUUUUGAGGUAACGAGUGAUGAAAAUCCAGUUCAUCUAGUGAGAUUGUUAAACCCAUGGGGCAGAAAAGAGUGGCGAGGAGACUGGAGUGACGGAUUUAAGGCCGUUCUGAAGGCAAAAGGGUCCAACAAGAUGAGAAGUCAGAGUGGGAGGUUUUCAUCUGAGUUCUUCAUUGAGAGAGAGCCUGUGGCACAGACUGAUGGUUUAGUAUGGCUCAGAGAGGUUAUGAAAUUCUUCAGGCUGGAGCCAGGAGAGUACCUGAUUGUACCGUGCACGGAGAAUCCUGGUGAAACCGCAUCCUUCGUCUUGUCUAUUUUCUCAAAGAAUGAGACACACUUUGAACAUAUUCAGGAGACUUCAGAGUAGAAUGGAGACAUGUCUUGAUGAGGGUGAGGUAAACCCUUUGUUGUUUCUGUCUUUAUGGUUAUUUUCCUUUCAAUUGUUAAUUCAAGAAAAAAAAGUAGAAUUUUAUUAGUUUUUAUGAAUUAUUCUAUUUCAAA